Messenger RNA from Guyanagaster necrorhizus, 1007 nucleotides. RefSeq lists its product as uncharacterized. The record is from RefSeq and is a predicted model, not a curated record. Bases 314 to 835 code for a protein of 173 amino acids. NCBI's taxonomy places the organism in Eukaryota, Fungi, Basidiomycota, Agaricomycetes, Agaricales, Physalacriaceae. The transcript has a single exon.
ACAUCUCAUCCUAUUUUCGCUGAAUGCGUCCACUCCUUUUGGUUUUUUCCCCCCCCCCCUCCCCCCACCCCCUUUUUUUUUCCCCUUCUGCCAGCAAAGUCUCAACGGUAUACCCAUACUUUUGCCAACGCUAUGAAAUCAUGUAUGAUUGCAUUGAUCACCAAGUGACAUUUGUCUUGCGAACAUCCUGCACGGAAAUCGCGUAGGCGGGUUGGCUUCUUAUGACGCACGGUCCUCACCUUCCUUCAUAUUAUGCCCCGUUAUUUCCAAAGCGGUAUUCGAGGGCCUUCAAGUACCACCCCGUUUCAGUGUGAUGUGGCGUCUUUCAACCGAGGAAAUAUUUGUAGGAUAUGAAAUGCGAUGGUCGUAUGGGCGGGGGCGCUCUGUCCAUUAUUUGUUCGCGCGCAGUGUUACCCGUUUUUUUGGCUUGAGUUACUUUGGUGAAUCGAUGGUUGGAUACCAGAUGUCUGUGUCGGGUAUCGCGUGCGGAGCGCCGGGGGAUUUCGGGGCCGCUGUCCGCAGUGCAUUAUCACCGCUACCCGACUCUCCGGCGCAGAUACCACUCUUCAUUUGUGCGUUCGAUCUUCUUGUGCAUGUCUCGGUUAAAAUUUCUGAGGGUGCCCUUUUCGCUGCAUGUCCGAAAAUUUCAUGCGUGAAUAUUACACAAAGACCUUGUGCUUGUUUGUGGAGAACCGUCUUUCAGAUCCGGGUUCACCUCGUGGCUUUUAGCGCUUUGGCAUGGAUCGCGAUAACUUGUGUCUAUUAUGAGGAACUGGAUUACACUGUAGCCGCUUUAACGACAGGAUCUUUCCGGAAAGGCUCGUUCCAGAAAUAAAACUGGGACGAGUGCUACACCUCCUAACCUCAUCUGGCACUCUUGUUGCUCUGCUGAGAGUGCUUUGUAUAUGAAUCACCCAAACCGACUUCGGUGUUCUCGGGGUGACCCGUGAAUGCUCCUUUAGUAGACCAUCUCGAGGAGCGCUAUUUAAAUUCAGCUUUGGCAACCU